This is a messenger RNA of Pseudoliparis swirei, 3501 nucleotides long. RefSeq names its product PDZ domain containing ring finger 4 (gene pdzrn4). Bases 1 to 2436 code for a protein of 811 amino acids. NCBI's taxonomy places the organism in Eukaryota, Metazoa, Chordata, Actinopteri, Perciformes, Liparidae. Gene Ontology annotation, molecular function: acyltransferase activity, transferring groups other than amino-acyl groups; protein binding. The record is from RefSeq and is a predicted model, not a curated record. The transcript is spliced from 9 exons.
AUGGGCUGCAAUUUGUGCACCUUGCAGAAACGGGAAGAACACUACAAACUGCUGUAUGAUAUUGCACAGGUGAACGGGCGCAACUUCUCCAAGGUCGACCAUGAGGAGGCAGUGGUGGAGGCCAUCAGGCGAGACCCCAUCGUCGUCCAGGUUCUCCGACGAGCCCCCGCCAGCCAUGGCGGCGCGCCACAGGACGUGUUUCUGGCGGAUGUCUGCACACAGACGGACAUCACCUUCGAGCACAUCAUGGCGCUGGCUAAGCUUCGGCCGGCUACUCCUCCCGUCCCGGACAUCUGUCCCUUCCUAUUGUCUGACAGUUGUCAUUCCAUCCAAACCAUGGAGCAUGAGUUUCAUGAAUGUCCAGAGUACCUGUCCAAUAUCCCAGCAGAAGUGGAGAGGACUGAAGAGUAUGAGUAUGAGGAAGUGGAGCUGUGCAGGCGGAACAGCCUGGAGAAGCUCGGCCUGACACUGUGCUACAGGACCGACGACGAGGAGGACAGCGGCAUCUAUGUCAGCCAGGUGGAGCCAAAUAGCAACGCAGCAAGAGAUGGACGCAUCAAGGAGGGAGAUCGUAUCCUACAGAUAAAUGGCUGCGAAGUGCAGGACCGAGAGAAAGCCGUUGCCUUGUUGUCAAGUGAAGAAGCAAGGAGCAUCAUCCUACUGGUGACAAGACCAGAAAUCCAGCUGGAGGAGGAGGUAUGGCUGGAUGAUGAACAACAGGAGCUUGUGGAGGAGCUGAAAAUGGAAAUCCUGGAGGAGAAGAGGAAGCAGAAGGAACAUAACUUUGACGGGGGGGAUGAGCUACUCGCUGAAGAGGAGGUGACGACUGACACAGCCACGUGUUCCUCCAACAACCAAGACAAAGACAGUGGGUUCGGUCACAGCACAGACAGUCCAGAUCACCAACCACUGUUGGCUAGACUCCACAGGAGGAGCCCGGCCCAAUGCCUGAGAGAGCGCUGGCGGGUCGAGCAUCCACACUCAAGGCGAGGGACUGCGGUGCCCCAGGACACCCAGGAUCCGAGGACACUGUCCAAAGGCCAAGGCCGCGAAGGGGUCAUCAGUAUAUGCAAUGGCGGGGGAGGGGGUUUAGGUUUAGAGAAUCACUUUCAGCAACUUCUGGAGCUCAAGUGUGAAAUCCGGAACGGAGGCGAGUGCGGCGUGUACUCCAUUCGACACAGUAUCGAGUGCAGCGUCACCGAGCGAGAAGCGGACGGAGAUGUCAUCGACGGCGUCGGAGGAGGGAACGGAGUGGAGCAGGAGCUGAGGAUGCUAAAUGAGGAACUGUGCAGCAUUGAGCUCGAGUGCCAGAGCAUCAUGCAGGCACAUCAGCUUCGCCAGGCCCACCAGCUGGAGCCCGCACAGCCCGCGUCCUGCUCACCGGGUCGAAGCCCCAAAGACGGACACCGGCGAAAAGGCAGGUUGGCCGACAUCCACGAAUACCCCGAGCGGUCGGACAGCGACAGGAUUCGGGAGAAGGACAGCUCCAGUGCCUACAACACGGCGGAGAGUGCGCGGUCGACUCCUUUAGGAACGGAGAGAUCUCCUGAUCAUUCUCUGAAUCGGCACGUCCGCAUCACCAACCAGAAAAACCUUCGACUGGCUUCCUUCACAGCCUCCAGCCCCGUCUCCAUCCCCGAUCCCCACGGUACGCCCGGUUGUAGCCGACCGGCAGAACCCGGCACUGUUAUCUCCAGCAGCCCGGACCAGAGCAACCCUUCCCGGUCGGAGUCGGACCCCGCCAUGCCCGCGGACGACGAGAGGUGUGAGAAGAAAGGAAGGAGCAGAGAUUCCAGGAGGGGGCUUCCCUAUGGUUCCUACCAGACAACGCCCUAUCAAGGCCAGGGAGGAUCCAGGCAAAUGCAGAGUUAUAUGCAGCUGCUACAACAGCAUUCAUCCCUGGAGUAUUCCCAAAGUCAGCUGAGUCUGCUCAGCGUCUGCAGAGAUCCCGUUCGGACGGGGCGCCCCGGGGAACCCCGUCUGGAGUGGAAGGUCAAAGUUCGGGCCGACGGCACGCGCUACGUGGCCCGGAGGCCCGCCCGCGACCGCAUUCUGAGGGAGCGAGCGCUCCGGAUCAGAGAAGAGAGGAGCGGCGGCAUGACCACAGACGACGACGCCAUGAGCGAGAUGAAGAUGGGCCGCUACUGGAGCAAAGAGGAGAGGAAGCAGCACUUGGCGCGGGCCCGGGAGCAAAGGAAGAGGAGGGAGUUCAUGCAGAAGAGCCGCCUCGAGUGUCUCAAGGAGGGGCCGGCCAGCGGAGCGGAGGGCAGGAAGGAGGUCAAUAUCCUGGAGCUCAGUCACAAAAAGAUGAUGAAGAAACGAAACAAAAAGAUCCUGGAUAACUGGAUGACCAUCCAGGAGCUGAUGAGCCACGGGGCUCGAGUCCCAGAGGGCUCCAAAGUCCAUAACGCUUUCCUAUCCGUCACCACUGUCUAGCGGACACAAGCAGUACUGCAUAUUUCUAAGUACUGAACACUUUAAGAUCAGUAGGGCUGCAUUUCAGGAACUACUGCUGUAUGUAAAAAAACAAUAACGAUUGUCUGUGUGAAAUUUGGUUAAAAAUGUCACUGCUGGAGGACUUCUGUAGCAUUCCCACGGCAACUUUGUAACUAUCUAACUAUGACUCGCAUUACGAGACCUCAGUUAUUCAACACCUGUUGGUAAUGCACUGGUUUUUGAUAGCAGAUGCUUUUGGCUCAAACUGAUCCUCAGAAAGACGUGCAGAGCCGACACAAUAACUUCACGUACGCCGUGUAUUGUCUCUCCGUACUCCACAUUCUUGAGUUUCAUUGCAUAUGAAGCAACUUCAAUUGCCUUGUUCAAAGUGGCAUUUUUUUAUAAUGGGGGAAAAUACAAUAUUUUUCACACUUUGUAAACUCGGUAACUUUUUGUAAGGAUUUUUUUACACUGAAUGUAAAAUGUUCCGUCAACAUUGUAUUGUCAUAUCUUAUUUAUGUUAUGUAUCACCAAACCGUCAAGGUCAGAGUUGACACUUUGAUUGUACUGUAGCCGGCAUUGAAUGCCAGAGCAACACGAGAUGAAUUUAAAACUUGUUAAAUCGCUGAACUCAUAAAACACUGUUUAUUGUGUUGAUGUCUGAUCCAGAGACGUCUGUUAAAAACACAGAAAAUAUAAUUAUGCUAUCUCGAAAUCUCUUUAUUCAUGAGCUAGGAGGGCUUUUUGAAACCGUUUGACCUCACAGUCCAAACUCUGACCCCGAACCUUUAGUAAACCAUACAUGUGUGAAUUAUGUUUAAAAUGUUAAAUAGAUUCAUAUUUAUAUUAUUUACUGUUAUUUCUAUUUAUUGUAACUUAAUUUGUAUGGUGCGUCCGAUAAAUGUUUUCACAUUAAGUGGCUUACCCUUUGAUCGGGAAGUCCACUAAAUGUAUAUCAAAGUGCAGCGGUUCAACUCCAACCUGCUGCUUUUCACUGUAAAGUUCAUUGAAGAGGCCUUGAGUUCAGUAUUUGUUGAUGGUGGUAUUUGUAAUAAAACAACGAUG